CCGGCGGAGGGCGGGCCGGAUGGCGGUGCCGCUCCGCCCGGGCCGCGCUGUGCGUCUGCUGGCGGCUGCCGCUACGGCCCGAGCCACAGCCCCGCGGCCGCUUCCGCGCAUCCCUUCGUCCUACUCAUCCUCUUCUUCUUCCCGUCUCUCUCGGCCGCCGCCCGCCAUGCAGGCCUUCCAGUACCCGGAGGUGUACCGCGACGAGACGGCCGUGUUGGAUUAUCAUGGCUGUAAAAUAAGUGACCCAUACUGCUGGCUUGAAGAUCCCGACAGCGAACAGACAAAGGCAUUUGUGGAGGCUCAGAACAAGCUUACAGUACCCUUUCUUGAGCAGUGUCCUGUCAGAGGAUUGUUCAAAGAACGAAUGACUGAACUCUACGAUUAUCCUAAGUACAGUUGCCACUUCAAAAAAGGAAAAAGGUAUUUCCACUUCUACAAUACAGGACUGCAGAACCAGCGAGUUUUAUAUGUACAAGAUUCCUUGGAUGCCGAUGCCAAAGUUUUUCUUGAUCCAAAUAAGCUUUCUGAUGAUGGCACUGUGGCUUUACGAGGUUAUGCAUUCAGUGAAGAUGGUGAAUACUUUGCAUAUGGCCUGAGUUCUAGUGGCUCUGAUUGGGUUACUAUCAAGUUUAUGAAAGUAGAAGGUCCUGAGGACCUUCCUGACACACUGGAGAGAGUUAAAUUUAGUUGCAUGGCAUGGACUCAUGAUGGAAAAGGCAUGUUCUAUAACUGCUACCCAAAACAAGAUGGGAAAAGCGAUGGCACUGAGACCUCCACUAAUCUGCACCAAAAGCUGCAUUAUCACGUAUUAGGAACUAACCAGUCAGAAGAUAUCCUGUGUGCUGAAUUUCCCGAUGAGCCAAAAUGGAUGGGUGGAGCUGAGGUAUCAGAUGAUGGUCGAUAUGUCUUGCUGUCUAUCCGAGAAGGCUGUGAUCCAGUGAACAGGCUGUGGUACUGUGAUCUACAGAAAGAGUCUCAGGGUAUAUCGGGAAUUCUUCAGUGGGUGAAGCUGAUAGAUAACUUUGAGGCUGAGUAUGAGUAUGUCACCAACGAAGGAACAGUGUUCACUUUCAAGACAAACCGCCAUUCUCCAAAUUACCGGUUAAUCAACAUUGACUUCAGUGAUCCAGGGGAAUCCAAAUGGAAAGUUCUUGUCCCUGAACAUGAAAGAGAUGUUCUAGAAUGGGUUGCUUGUGUGAGGUCCAACUUCCUGGUUUUGUGCUAUCUGCAUGACGUGAAGAAUAUCCUGCAACUUCAUGACCUAGCUACUGGUGCACAUCUCAAGACUUUCCCCCUAGAAGUUGGCAGUAUUGUGGGAUAUAGUGGCCAAAAGAAGGACACCGAAAUAUUCUAUCAGUUUACUUCCUUUUUAUCUCCAGGUAUUAUAUAUCACUGUGAUCUGACCAAAGAGGAACUGGAGCCAAGAGUUUUUCGGGAAGUGACUGUGAAAGGAUUUGAUCCUUCAGUUUACCAGACAAUUCAGGUUUUCUACCCUAGCAAAGAUGGCACUAAGAUCCCAAUGUUUAUUAUUCACAAGAAAGGAAUUAAAUUGGAUGGUUCUCAUCCUGCCUUCCUGUAUGGUUAUGGAGGCUUCAACAUAUCAAUUACACCAAGCUACAGUGUGUCAAGACUUAUUUUUGUUCAACACCUUGGGGGUGUUCUAGCGGUGGCGAACAUCAGGGGCGGUGGUGAAUAUGGAGAGACCUGGCACAAAGGUGGUAUCUUGGCCAACAAACAAAAUUGCUUUGAUGACUUUCAAUGUGCUGCCGAAUACCUCAUCAAGGAAGGCUACACAUCCCCAAAGAAGUUGACUAUUAAUGGAGGCUCAAAUGGGGGCCUCUUAGUUGCUGCCUGUGCUAAUCAGCGCCCUGACCUAUUUGGUUGUGCUAUUGCCCAAGUGGGAGUCAUGGACAUGCUCAAGUUCCACAAGUACACCAUCGGCCAUGCUUGGACCACUGACUACGGUUGCUCCGACUGUAAAGAGCAGUUUGAAUGGCUUUGCAAGUACUCUCCGCUUCACAAUAUCAAACUACCAGAAGAAGAUGGCAUACAGUAUCCCUCAACGUUGCUUCUCACAGCAGACCAUGAUGAUCGUGUGGUCCCUCUUCACUCACUGAAGUUCAUUGCUACUCUGCAGUAUGUUGUGGGCCGAAGCCGUAAACAAACCAAUCCACUUCUCAUCCAUGUUGACACCAAGGCUGGGCAUGGAGCAGGAAAGCCAACUGCUAAAGUUAUAGAAGAAGUGUCAGAUAUGUUUGCUUUUAUAGCACGAUGCCUAAAUCUUGAUUGGAUUGAAUAGGCAAAAUGCUCAUUACUGUCUCCUAUAGAAAACAAGGGCUUUAACACCAUUUAAGACCAACCAGACUACUACUUGGUGUAGUACUUACAUUUAAGAACUGCUGUUUAAUAUUUUAUUGAUCCAAUCGGCUAUGGAGUUUUGAUCUUUUGUGCUUCCCUCUUUUUGGCAUUUCUUUGAAUUUCUUUUCUACUGCAUCCCAAAGUACAUUUUGAAAAGCAUGUUCAAAUAAAUAGCUGAGCUGCUGUCGGUGCUGUUGUGAACAUUUAGAUUCCAGAGUUAGUGCUAGUUGAGCUUAUUUCCUGAAAACAAUUUUAAUGUAUUUUGCACCUAUAAAUAUAUCCAGAUCAUCUGUAAUUAAAUGUAAGUACUGUCCAAAUACAGGAACUCUGAGCAUACUUUAUUUACACAGUAACUUAUUUAAGAAUGUAAAUUGAAGGUGUUCAGUGAUAACCAUGAAAUACCGACGAGACAGUAAUCUGGGUAAUUAAGUCAAAUAUUAUUAAAAAGCUUUUAUUACAUGCUGUUCAUAAGUGUGUUACAGUCUAUAAUAAUACUGUUUCUAAAUUGUUCUUUCUUUCCAAAGAGACUUUAAAAUGUCACCAGUUUUCUCUUCUGUCAUUUAUUUCCACAGAGAAGAGAAAAUUGAAGGCUGGAAAAUUUCAGGAAUUCUGAGAUUCUCACUGUAAUCUCAGGCAAGCUAUACAGAUACUAUUCAACACCCCAUCUGCUGUUAGCUCUUUAUCUAUUCCUGAAGAGUAAACCAGACAACUAGUUAAAAAAAAAAAUAAAUUAAAAAACCACACAAACACCCCCAAAAAAAACCAACCAAAAAAAACCACCAAAACAUCAAAAGCACAGCUUUUGUUUUCCAGAUUGUUCAAGUUCAGGUUUUCCUGAUGCCUUUGACAGAAUGUUCUCUAACAAGACAAAAUCUGAGCAUUCAUAUAUAACCUAGUUCUGGCUGCAGAAUAACAAGAGCUCGUAGUCAGACUCUCUAAUGAUUUGACACAGGCACAGUAUUUGAACUGCCAUUUCAUAUCUUUCCUAUCUAGGCUGUAGAGCUGGAAAGUCGAUGUAUUUGCCUACUGCAUCAAUCAGUCUAAACUGAUGCACUGCAGCAACUAGGGUUUGAUGUUACAGAGAAAAAAAUCCUACCAAUUAUUAUUAGUCUUGUCCCUCCAGAGAACACUGCUCUUUCUCAGUUUUGGUUAAACUGAUACAUUCUUCUAGAAUCAUGCUGCUCAUUAUAUUCACACUUAGACCCUAAGGCCUGUGUUUUAACCCUAAGCAUUGUCUCAGCACAGGAAGAGGAGGGAGUGGUAUUUAAGAGGAGUAGGCUGCUGUAAACAGCAGCAACAUUAAAAAUAGAUUUGCACUAGAUUCACUCUCUGUUUCUGUCAUGCUCUGGGGCUUCUGCUGAUUCCCUCUGCAACUGAGGAAGGAUCAUCCCUUCUAGGCCCUUAUAAUUUGAUUUUAGGAAGGAAAAAAAAAAAAAUGUAUUUCUGAUUCCUUAUGAAAUACUACACCUAAAACCUGUAUGUCAUCUGGGGUUUAUUUGUGAUCCAUGAGCAUUAUGGUUUUACCAGAUACUUUACAGCCUGGUGCAUUCUGACCACAACAUUGAUUUAAACAAUCAGAAUAGGGAGUUGAAAGAGGUAUGGGGUUUUUUUCCCUCCAGGCUGCAAAAACAGGGCUCAGGUUCAGCACCCGCCUAUUCCCAGAGGUAUGUGAACUGUUUUCUAUGAUCUUCUGGGAAUUUUCAACAGCUUCCCUGAAUGGCAGAAACAAAGCAUAUAAAGCAGUAGCGUCCCCUCUUGUAACACCUCACAGUUGCAGCAGCUGGCCUUUUAUUGAAUGUCACAGUUACCAAGAGGACAAAGCUGCACCUCUGAGACAAGAGCUUUGCGGGACAGGGUGUGUGGGAAACAUGGUCCUCAUGCAUUCGUGGAAUAGAGCUGAACUGUGUCAGUGCAUCGAGUUGCAAAGGCUUGGGCACAGCCACCUCAGUCAUGGCUUCAGGUCUUUGUUUCUAAAAAUGUUUUUCCUUGUUCUCCACAAAAAUUUUGGCACAGAUUAAAAAUCAUUCAUUUUCUUCCUGAAGCUUUCUGCUUUCUGCUCUCAUAUGGGGAGUUGGGAAACAGAAAUUUCUCUCUGAGUGGCAAUCAAUAGUAUUGAAGGUGGGUUGCUGGAGACACCACUCAUAAAGUAAGGGUUCAAAAGUAUCCCUUGUAGAAUGCUGUUAUCUAUUGGGAAGGCAUUGUGUUUCUGUAACAGGGUCUUAAUGCUGACAUUUUCGUUCAUCUUAAGGUAUGCCAAGUCCAGGAUUCAAGUGCCAAAAAAGUGAUGUUGCAGAGCUGUCUUAUUAGCCAAGUUGCUCGUUUGGUUGCAGAAAGGGUAAUGCUCCAACUGGAAUCUGUAAUUAACUCUGAGCAAGUAAUGCUCUUGUAAUAAAGUGGGAUUUAAACCUUCAGAGUUUGGAUUAAAUAGACCUGGAGCCAAACCAUUCCUGCUGUAUAAACCUAAUGAAAUCUUUGUUAGUCUGGUUUCAAGGUUACCUUCUUUUCUCUACAGUGGAAAUGCUAUUUUAUGAAGAGGGUGUGUAUUUUGUGCCUUUUGUUUCCAGUACGUAUAUCAAAAUUCACUAGCUGGGCUAGGUAACCUCUUCACAACUACCUGCUUUUUCAAAAUCAUGUUUCUUAGGAAAAUAGAUACCAGUGUUCUGUGCCAAAAUCAAACCCAGAAAAAUCUUUAAGUCCUGUAAGAGGCUUAUGCUACCUGAACUAAAAUCUGGUUUUAAGUGGAAAUAAAUUGACUUUUUUGCAUA
This is a messenger RNA of Strigops habroptila (Kakapo), 5123 nucleotides long. RefSeq names its product prolyl endopeptidase (gene PREP). NCBI's taxonomy places the organism in Eukaryota, Metazoa, Chordata, Aves, Psittaciformes, Psittacidae. The transcript has 15 exons. Gene Ontology annotation, biological process: proteolysis. Gene Ontology annotation, cellular component: cytosol. Bases 20 to 2299 code for a protein of 759 amino acids. Gene Ontology annotation, molecular function: serine-type endopeptidase activity; oligopeptidase activity. The record is from RefSeq and is a predicted model, not a curated record.